Messenger RNA from Lingula anatina, 1531 nucleotides. Its product is annotated as zinc finger protein 593. Gene Ontology annotation, molecular function: nucleic acid binding; zinc ion binding. The record is from RefSeq and is a predicted model, not a curated record. NCBI's taxonomy places the organism in Eukaryota, Metazoa, Brachiopoda, Lingulata, Lingulida, Lingulidae.
CUUUACCGUUUUAAUGUCAUCUACAAUAUUUUAACUUCGCAUUCUUUGAUUCACUUUUUUGGUUGGACAUAGAUUUUACGCGCUAUAGUUGUUAUAAACAUCGUGCUAUAGAGCUUACAAACAUGGCAGCUUCCAUGUAUGUAGAGCAUGCCUUCAUUUGAUUAGAAUAAGUUUUAACAAAUCCUUCUUUCUGUGAGUGUAUUCACCGACUUUAUGACUACUUAGUCUAGGUGUUAUUGAAAUAAUGGGUCGACUUGCGAGAAAAAAGCAGCAUAAAGGCGACAAGCCGCUGAAAGAAAAGUACAGAACAAGACGAAAAACGAAGGAUUUAGAUGAAAUUCAUGAAGACAUGAAAGCAGGGAAUGCAAAGAAACUGUUGAACCAGCCUAUUGAUCACGAUUUGCCGGGUAGCGGUCAGCAUUACUGCCUGCAUUGCGCAAAGCACUUCAUUAGUCAUCAGGCAUUAACAGAACACUUUCGCAGUAAACCACACAAAAGGCGAUUAAAAGCCUUGCAGACAGAGCCAUACACACAAGCAGAAGCGGACAGGGCUGCAGGAAUGGGGUCUUACGUGUCACCCAAGAAAGUUAAAGUUGAUACAGUUAGUAAAAUGGGAAAUAAAAUGGACCAAUCAGAAGAUGUUGAACCCAGCUGAAUCUCUGGUAUCUUCCUUAAUCACUGGGUGCCAAGUCUUAAUUAUUGAUACAUGCAUAUGAACAUUCAAACUUAGAAUUGAAACUUAGAGAUAACAGUCCUAGAAAUGAAAAUUGGAUGUAUUAGAUUGUAGUCUCUAUGGUCAUGUGCAUUUUCUCUGAUUCACCCCUUAAGGAUUUAAAAAAAUUAAAAUUAUCAAAAGAGAAUUUAGAAAGAAUUUUGAUUAUUUAUUGACAAUAUAAUUUGUGUAUGGAGAUCCGUUUUGUUUCAGUAGCAGAAUUAAAACAAUAAACUGGUUCUGAACAUUGCUUACAAAGUAUUUUUGUGUACAUGUUGCAAUCUCCUGUGUUUGGCCAUGCAGUCAUGCAGAUUUCUUGUUGUCAAGAUAUAUAAGAAAAAAGUUUUGUAAUCAGUUGUUUCAAACUCCCUGUGGUUACUAAUUGGCCUUAAAUGCAGUUAAGAUCAAAAUGAAAUAUUAAUUUUGGCCUUGUUGACACUGUAUCAAAGAAAUGGUGUCUGUUUGUGCUGAACCCUGCAGGGACAACUGUUGUGCCAAAAGUGCAAGUUGAGUUUAAAAACGGGCAUGAAUUUCUCAAAAAAUUUUUAUCGGUACUUUUUCUUUUAAGUUAUAAAAAUGUCUUUUGUCUGGUUUUGCAUUAAAUUUUCCUUCAUUACGGAACUCUUACCAAUCUGAAAGAAGGAAUGCAUGCUUUCUUUCAAACUUCUUUUAUCAUAUUGCGGUGCUUUAUUAUAGGUGCAAUUAUUCAGUGUAUGGGAUUCUUUCAAAAUUAAAAUGAACUAUUUUGUAUUCUAUUCAGUAUUGAUGCAGGUACUUGCAUAUUCUUUUUGUUUGACUAUCUGAUUAAGUUUAUUUCAA